GAUGCUGGCCGACUGUCGGCUUCACCGUCGGAGAGAGUUGAGCAAGCCGCGAGCGCUCAGAGCUCAGAGCAGCCGGGAUCAGUCGCUUAUACAGUUAUUGGAGUUGGUUUUUAAUCUCUACAGUGCAGUUUUAAGCCAGUAAACCUCUCCUGGAAGACUUCUGUGCUCUUUAGUUUAGCUGAGUGGCGUGACUUGUACAAUGUAACAGCCCCAGACUUGGCUUUUUGGUUGUUUUUGUUUGUUGUUUUUUUGUUUUGUUUUGUUUUGUUUUUGUUUGUUUUUCAGGGAACAUUAAGGUUCAUCUCUCUGUGAACGACUUUUCCAUUUGUUCCCCGGCGGUUAAAGCUGAACAUGAGAAAGCCAGCAGACUUUGGACUUUUUGUGUGAAACAGAGCUGUGUUCAAUGGCUGGAGCUCUGCUGAAACACACAGUUGGUUGUGACUGAGAGACUGUAGCUACACAACAGAAGGAUGAGCAAGACAGCUCACUCAGAUGGAGCCUCAACUCAGGACAAGAUGUCUCUGGAUUACCCAUCAAACGGUGCCUCUCUUGAUCAUUACCCCGAGCCUCCAGUGAGGCUUAUCUGCAGGUCCUUUGAGGCAGAGAAGCGGAUGAAUCCAGGUGCCCCAAUGAGGCCAGUCCACUCCGAGGCCUGCUGUGAGAAACGUGGACUCGAUGGCGUGAACACUCGUCCAUGGUCCACCCCUGUGAUUGUUGAUGCACAAGAUAUGUCAUGCCCCUCUAAGAAUAUGCGUAUCUUUUCCUUCCAGCGAAAAUGUGGUGCGGCAGGCCCUGGGCGGGCACCACUUCGGGGCCCAGCUAGUGCUUCACAGGCAUGGCCAGGUCUCCAUUUCAUGGGUUCCUUCAAAAAGUUGCGCUCCUCCGUUCUCCAGGGCAUCCAGAACAGGGGCGGUGUGACAGGAGACAAUCAGGAGAAAGACUUGUCCUUAACGAAUGAGGAGAGUAAUAGUUUCUUGGUAACCAAAAGAAAUUUUGGAAACGGACAAACCAAUGUGAAGGAGAUGCCAAAGGUUACCAAUGGGGUGUGUACAUCCACACCAAGUAUGUGUGUUUCAGAUGAGGAGGAUGAUUACGAGGAAGAUGGGUUUGGCCUACAGAGGAACUCGCACUUCUCAAGGAGUAUACGUAGAGCAUAUGGAGCAGGACGCAUCUCCCUGUUGGACAAUGGACGAAAGCAAUCUGAAAGUCCUACCGCUCAAGGACCCACUUCUCGCACUCGACCCCGCAGCACCGUGGAACCCAUUGGGCCCAAUGUAAAUUUUGAUACUGAUGACAGUAUGAAGGCCUUGAGUAGACUAAGCAAAAGUGCUGACAACUUGCACAUAUUCAAGAGCCCUUUCAAACGCAAAGCACCCUCAACUCAGCCCCAGAGCCUGGAAGAUUCCAGCACCUCAAAUUUCCAAAGAACAGCAAGUGCUUCAUCUGUGGAUGUGCAGGAAUGUGUAUCAGGUCGAUGUAGAGGAGCCACAGGAGUGAGGGGAAAGAUGCUCAAACUCGUCGGCAGUUUAACUGAUCUGUCUGUCAACCGCAAGCCAAACUCUGCCCCCUUAUCAGCCCUCAGCCAGCUCCAUGAUGACUACUCCCGCAGGACUCCGUGUGUUCCUGCUAUUGAGCGUCAACGCAGGCCCCCACCCUCCUAUACCUGGUUGUCUGACAAGCAGAAAGUACAGGCUGAUGUUCAUAGCCACACCCCAGCUACACAUGUUGACUCCGUAGUACCCAUUACUGUUAAUUCUUUGAAUCAUCAGGUUCCUGAGUGUUCCAGCUCCACAGAACAAGUCUCCAGUUCUCAUGGCCAGCUUCCAGUGAGCUCACCAACUUCAUGUUCAGAUAUUUCUAUUGCCCCCCUCACACCUGUCACAGGAAAUUGUGGGACUGUGGAAGAAGUGCAAUAUUUGGAAAGUGACCUUAUUCAGAAUGAGCACUGCACCAGUCCUGGACAGGAGCAGAGACUAGACAGAAUUAAAGUAAACUUGGAGUGCAUCUGGAAGACUCCGGAGAGAGAGAAUGAAAAUCUAGAGACACCUUCCGGAGACCUGUCUUUCACAGACCUCCUAAAGGUAAACGAUGAAAGAUGCAGCGACUCAGUGCUCGUUAGUCCUCCUGUCACACCCACCUGUGCUGCAGAGUUGCCCCUGGUGACAACACCAACCUCGCCAGCCUCCUCCUGCGACACACCCAUCUCUUUCGUGCCCAGGAGGAGGGCAAACAGAAACAAACCUCGACCAAUCUCAGACUAUGGACAGCUUAUCUGCAGAAAGUAUGCUGUCCCCAAGGAAGAAGUGGAACUCCAGGGUGAUGCUCAGGAGGAAUGUAAUGACAAGGACACAAACGCUGAUUUGCACCUUCAAGAGAAUAGCUGUGUGAAUGGACGCAUGGAUAGCAGGAGGGUGCGACCUAUCUCGAUGAUAGGAGGAGUGGAUCUGUUUGCAUCUCCUGAUGAGAAGGAAAAUGCUGAUUUGCCUUCUCCUGUCACUCGACCCCCUGUACCCUCUCACGGUGUGCCCCCGUACCGCGCUGUAUCCGCCCGCCUGCGCCCCUGCGUCUUCUCCCAGAGCACACCAACGGACCUGGACAGAGUGGGCUGCCGUAAACCGCAACGAGUCCUCAGUGAGGGCAACUCAGACGGCUGCACAGGGCUGUAUGACAGCGUGAGCGAGGAGGACAGCAGUUUUGAUGAGCUCACAGAAGGAACACCGUAUCUGCAGCCAGAGGUUGAUCUGUCAACUUUAAACCAGUACAUCUCGUCAGGACAUGCCGUUUACGCCGAGGCCCUGUGGGACCACGUGACAAUGGGCGAGCAGGAGCUGGCCUUCAAAGCCGGGGACGUCAUCCGGGUGCUGGAUGCCCAGGAGAAAGACUGGUGGUGGGGGCUUGUGGGCGAGCGGCAGGCCUGGUUCCCCUCCAGCUUUGUGAGAGUGCGUGUGAAUCAGGAGGACUCGGCCAGUGAAGGUGUGGAGAACUCUCCAGAACAGCAGGAGGCUCUUUCUAAAGAGCCACGCAGCCAGACCUCUGAGCACCGAGAGCAGAUGAGGGCUAACGUGGUCCAGGAGAUCAUGAACACUGAGCGCGUCUACAUCAAACACCUCCGAGAUAUCUGUGAGGGUUAUAUCCGCCAGUGCAGGAAACACCCGGGCAUGUUCACAGACGCCCAACUCAAGACCAUCUUCAGCAACAUCGAAGAGAUCUACAAGUUCCAAAGGAAGUUCCUGAAGGAUCUAGAAAAAAAUUAUGACAAAGAAAACCCCCAUCUGAGUGAGAUUGGGUCAUGCUUCCUUCAACAGGGUGAAGGUUUCUCCAUAUACUCGGAGUAUUGUAACACACACCCGGCGGCGUGUGCAGAGCUGCAGCGACUGAUGAAGCAGGGACGCUAUAAGCACUUCUUCGAGGCCUGUCGCCUCCUGCAGCAGAUGAUUGACAUCUCCAUCGCCGGCUUCCUGCUCACGCCUGUGCAGAAGAUCUGCAAAUACCCGCUUCAGCUGGGCGAGCUGCUCAAAUACACACCUAAAGACCACAGUGACUACGAAGGCGUGUGUAAAGCCCAUGAGGCGAUGAAGAACGUGGCCAGUCUGAUCAACGAGAGGAAGAGGAGGCUGGAGAGCAUUGACACCAUCGCGCACUGGCAGGAGGCCAUACUGCACUGGGAGGGUGAAGAUGUGUUAUCACGGAGCUCUGAGCUUAUCCAUUCAGGUGAGCUGAUGCGAGUGGUCCGUGCUGGGAAGACGCAGCAACGCAGCUGCUUCUUGUUCGACCACCAGCUGGUCUUCUGUAAAAAGGACGUCCUACGACGGGACCUGCUGCACUACCGCGGACGCCUUGAGACGGACAGCGUGGUGCCUCUGGAUCUGACUGACGGGCGUCACCCGGACCUGGGCACGCUGCGAAACGCCAUCGCCCUGCGCAACCACGACACACUGGAGGUGCUGUGUGUGCUGAGCUGCAGGAAAGCCCAGGACAAGCAGCUGUGGCUCGAGGCUUUCAGUCGAGAACGCAGACGUGUGAAAGAGGACCAGGAGAUGGGUAUGGAGAUUAGCGAAGCCCAAAGGAAGCAAGCGAUUCAAAAUGCCAGAAAAUCAAAGCAGGGCAAAAUAAAAAAUAUAAAAUACGCAGGUCACCCAGUGUCUCAUCAUCACCAACCCUUACACCCUAUCCACCAGCGCCACAUCACUGUACCAACCAGUAUCCCCCAGCAGCAGGUCUUCUCUUUAGCAGAACCCAAGAGGAAACCUGCACAUCUGUGGUACACGUUCACGCGCAACUCCUUUUUCCGGAAAUGACCAGAAGAAAAAAAAAAAACUUGAUAUUCUUUAAAUAA
Pangasianodon hypophthalmus (striped catfish) is the source of this 4336-nucleotide messenger RNA. RefSeq names its product spermatogenesis associated 13 (gene spata13). The record is from RefSeq and is a predicted model, not a curated record. NCBI's taxonomy places the organism in Eukaryota, Metazoa, Chordata, Actinopteri, Siluriformes, Pangasiidae. The coding region runs from base 471 to 4298 and encodes 1275 amino acids. The transcript is spliced from 14 exons. Gene Ontology annotation, cellular component: cytoplasm. Gene Ontology annotation, biological process: filopodium assembly; lamellipodium assembly. Gene Ontology annotation, molecular function: protein binding; guanyl-nucleotide exchange factor activity.